AUGGGAAAGAAGCGAGUCCAAGCAUGCAUCUCCGUCGACAUCGACGCCGUAGCCGGCUGGCUAGGCUCUUAUGGUGGCGAGGAUAGCACAUCUGAUAUCUCACGAGGCCUCUUCGCCGGCACAAUUGGCGUCCGCCGCCUCCUCAAGCUCUUCUCAAAAUACAACAUCAAAACAACCUUCUUCAUCCCAGGCCACUCCCUCGAGACCUUCCCGGAAGAAUGCCGCAUGGUCGCGGACGCCGGGCACGAAAUCGGCCUGCACGGCUACUCGCACGAGAACCCCAUCGCCAUGAACGUCGAGCAGCAGACGGCCAUCAUGGACAAGUGCUACCGCCUGAUCAGCGAGUUCCAGCACGGCAAGCCACCGAGAGGGAUCGUCGCGCCGUGGUGGGAGAGUAGCCAGGAUGGUGCGGAGCUCAUGUUGAAGUAUGGGUUGGAGUAUGAUCAUUCUUUCUCGCAUCAUGAUUGUCAGUGUUAUUGGCUCCGCACGGGCGAUAAGUGGAUUCCUAUUGACUAUAAUAAACACCCGGACCACUGGAUGAAGCCUCUAGAGGGAGGGCCGAUGACUGGUCUCGUCGAGAUCCCCGCGAGUUGGUAUCUCGAUGAUUUGCCGCCGAUGAUGUUUAUCAAGAAGGCCCCGAAUUCGCACGGAUGGGUGAACCCACGAGACGUUGAGGAGUUGUGGUUGGAUCAAUUCAAUUAUUUCUACCGGGAGGAGGAUGAGUUUGUAUUUCCGGUGACUGUGCAUCCAGAUGUUUGUGGGCAUCCACACGGGUUGUUGAUGUUGGAGAGGAUCAUCGAAUACAUCAACAAGCACGAAGGCGUGGAGUGGGUGACGAUGGAACAGAUCUGCGACGACUUCAAGUCCAAGAACGUGGCGCCCACCGGUGCAAUGAUGCCCGCGAAACCAGGAGCAAUUCUGGAAAAUCCGAAGCUGGAGUUGGAGAAGAAGGCAUGA
Messenger RNA from Zasmidium cellare ATCC 36951, 957 nucleotides. RefSeq lists its product as uncharacterized. The transcript is spliced from 4 exons. The coding region runs from base 1 to 957 and encodes 318 amino acids. Gene Ontology annotation, biological process: carbohydrate metabolic process. Gene Ontology annotation, molecular function: hydrolase activity, acting on carbon-nitrogen (but not peptide) bonds. NCBI's taxonomy places the organism in Eukaryota, Fungi, Ascomycota, Dothideomycetes, Mycosphaerellales, Mycosphaerellaceae. The record is from RefSeq and is a predicted model, not a curated record.